Anthostomella pinea is the source of this 381-nucleotide messenger RNA. NCBI's taxonomy places the organism in Eukaryota, Fungi, Ascomycota, Sordariomycetes, Xylariales, Xylariaceae. The record is from the annotation of a GenBank genome assembly.
AUGCCAUACCUUCUCUACAGCCUGACUUUCAUGGUCCUCGUCACCGGCACGGCCCUGUACCUGACGCGCGCCCACUGGCUGCACCUGAUGCCCAACGUGAACAACAUGCAGCACCUGUACUCGCGGCUUCCGGGGUCCUUCGCCGGCGACAUGGAGGCCGGCCUCUCGAGCAGCACCUUCGACCUCGGCGGGAAUGUCGACGCCGGCGACGCGCGCGCGGGGCUCGACGACGCCGCCAAGACGGAGAUCCUGAAGAUCAUGAAGAAGCGCCGCGUACGGUUCGACGAGGCCCGCCGCCUCUACAUGGAGCAGCGCUUCAGUGCGAACGGCAUCGCGGCGGAUGGACGGCCGCGGGAUCCCAAGUUUGUCAGUUUUUCGUGA